GUGACUCGGGGAUAAUUUACUGCCUGUCCAGGCGGGAAUGCGACAUAAUGGCUGACACGCUGCAGAGAGAUGGCCUUGCUGCUCUUGCUUAUCAUGCUGGCCUUAGUGACUCUGCCAGGGACGAGGUGCAGCACAAAUGGAUUAAUCAGGAUGGCUGCCAGGUCAUCUGUGCCACGAUCGCGUUUGGAAUGGGAAUUGACAAGCCCGAUGUGCGGUUUGUCAUUCACGCCUCACUCCCUAAGUCUGUGGAGGGCUACUACCAGGAGUCCGGCAGAGCUGGAAGAGAUGGGGAAAUGUCUCACUGCCUGCUUUUCUACACCUACCACGAUGUGACCAGACUGAAGAGACUCAUCAUGAUGGAGAAAGAUGGAAACCGUCACACAAGAGAGACUCACUUCAAUAACUUGUACAGUAUGGUGCACUACUGUGAAAACAUAACAGAGUGCAGGAGGAUACAGCUUUUGGCUUACUUUGGUGAACAUGGAUUUAACCCUGACUUUUGUAAAAAGUACCCAGAUGUUUCUUGUGACAAUUGCUGUAAAACAAAGGAUUAUAAAACAAGAGAUGUUACUGGUGAUGUGAAGAAUAUUGUAAGAUUUGUUCAAGAACACAGUUCAUCACAAGGAACAAGAAAUAUAGGUCCUUCUGGAAGAUUUACUCUCAACAUGCUGGUAGACAUUUUCUUGGGGAGUAAGAGUGCAAAAAUCCAGUCAGGUAUAUUUGGAAAGGGAUCUGCAUACUCACGACACAACGCUGAAAGACUUUUCAAGAAGCUGAUCCUGGACAAGAUCCUGGAUGAGGACUUGUACAUCAACGCCAGUGACCAAGCGAUCGCCUACGUGAUGCCGGGGGCUAACGCCCAAGCCGUCCUGAAUGGACAGAUAAAGGUAGACUUCAUGGAAACAGAAAAUUCCAGCAGCAUGAAAAAACAAAAAGCUUCAGUGGCCAAAGUAUCUCAGAGGGAAGAAGUGGUUAAGAAAUGCCUUGGCGAGCUUACAGAGGUCUGCAAGUCUCUGGGGAAAGUUUUUGGUGUCCAUUACUUCAACAUCUUUAACACAACCACCCUCAAAAAGCUUGCAGAAUCUUUAUCUUCUGACCCUGAGGUUUUGCUUCAAAUUGAUGGUGUUACUGAAGACAAGCUGGAGAAGUAUGGUGCAGAAUUGAUUCCAGUGUUGCAGAAGUACUCUGAGUGGACGUUGCCAGUUGAGCACAGCUCCCCAGGCUUGAGCUUGUCGGGCAGCAGAGGCUCAGGAAGGAGCGCCCUGAAGGAGCCUGACGGUGAAGAGCCCAUAUCUUCUCACUAUUUUGCAAAUCCAACCAGAAAUGAAAGAAAGAGGAAGACGACGUCAGCCUGCCAAAAGCCUAAGAGGAGGAGAACUAGUUACAGUGGCUUCAGGGCAAAGGGGGUGUCUACCACAUAUAGAAAGACGUCUUCCAAAAGCCAGUCCUCCAGUGCCAUCGGAUCGGGUCUGGCCUCGCGUGGGCCUCAGGCAGCAUCGGGAGCCAGUAGAAAACUGGGCAUAAUGGCUCCUCCAAAGCCUGUGAAUAGGCCGUUCCUGAAGCCUUCCUAUGCACUCUGCUAA
Castor canadensis (American beaver) is the source of this 1583-nucleotide messenger RNA. NCBI's taxonomy places the organism in Eukaryota, Metazoa, Chordata, Mammalia, Rodentia, Castoridae. The record is from RefSeq and is a predicted model, not a curated record.